Molecule: messenger RNA, 531 nt
Organism: Haliotis rubra (blacklip abalone)
Lineage: Eukaryota; Metazoa; Mollusca; Gastropoda; Lepetellida; Haliotidae
Product: golgin subfamily A member 6-like protein 22
Exons: 2
Coding region: 1-531 (176 amino acids)
Source: RefSeq, a predicted model, not a curated record
AUGGAUGCCCGCCUAAACCGACUCCAGGAUCAACUGUGGCAUCUGGAUGCUAGCCUAAACCGACUUAAGGACCAACUGUGGCAUCUGGAUGCCCGGUUAAAACGAUUUAUGGAGCAACUGUGGGAUACGGAUGCCCACCUAAACCGACUUAAGGAGCAACUGGGGGACCUGGAUGACCGCCUAAACCGACUUCAGGAUAAUCUGUGGCAUCUGGAUGCUCGCCUAAACCGACUUCAGGAGCAACUGUGGCAUCUGGAUGCCCGCCUAAAACGACUUAUGGAGCAACUGUGGGAUACGAAUGCCCACCUAAACAGAUUUAAGGAGCAACAGGGGGACCUGAAUGACCGCCUAAACCGACUUCAGGAUCAACUGUGGAAUCUGGAUGCUCGCCUGAACCGACCACAUGAACACCUGUGGGAUCUGGAUGCCCGCCUAAACCGACAUAAGGAGCAACUAAUGGUCGCAAACCGACUUCAGAGGCAGCUGUGGGACCUGGAUGCCCGCCCAAACCGACUUAAGGAGCAGCUGUGA